AUGUAUUCAUCUAGUUAUACUUCACCUAAUAGAAUUAUUGAUAGUGAAUGUUUUGAAAAAGGCAAUCUAUUUUUGGGUAUGAUUGGUUAUAUUUAAAUAGGAAAUAAACAUUCAACUUCAAUAUAGCAUUUAGAAUAAUUAUAAAUUGGUGCCAUAUUAACUGUAGCUGAUGAUAUAAAUAUAAAUUUACCAAAUAGGAAUCAUCUUAUCAUAAAAGCUUAAGAUGUUCCAGAAUACUAGAUUUGUAAUUUAAAAAAUCAAUCUCAAUUAGGUCUGCAUUUUAAUGAAUGUUUAUAAUUUAUAGAAUAAAAUCUAUAACACACUAAUGUAUUGGUGCAUUGCUUUUAUGGUGCUUCUAGGUCAGCAACAAUUGUGGUAGCAUAUUUAAUGAAAACACAAAAGUAAUAACAAUCUAAUUAUUUAGAUUAAAAGCCUAAGAGGCACUCUAAAGAAUUAAGACUAUCAGAAAAAUUGCAUGUCCGAAUAAUGGAUUUAUUUCGUAAUUAGAGAAUUUCGAAAAAGAGUCUUUAUAAAUUUGA
Messenger RNA from Paramecium pentaurelia, 539 nucleotides. The record is from the annotation of a GenBank genome assembly. Lineage: Eukaryota; Ciliophora; Oligohymenophorea; Peniculida; Parameciidae.